GAUGGAACUCUAUAGACCUGGAGCAAUAUCUCGAAUAGUUUCCAAACCAACUCAAACAUUCUGCUAAAAUUUUACGUCUUUUUUUGACAGUUUUUUUGCAUUCAUACCAUACUUAGCUCUUAGAUCUAAGAUUUUUUGGUGGAAAAAGUUUCUUCCUUGGGAUUUUUGCUGCUGAGUUAAACAACUGAGAUCUGUCAUUCGUCAUGGUCCUCAUGGAUGGAGUGGAGACAUAGUGGAGAAGGUUGUUGUCGUUUUUGCUGCAACAUGUUGAAAGAAUGACUCAGUCAAUUGUUGUUCAAGUUGGACAGUGUGGAAAUCAGAUUGGUUGUCGAUUUUGGGAUUUGGCCUUACAAGAAUAUGCCACUAUCAAUAAGUCUGGCAAAUAUGAUGAAUGCAUAAGCAGCUUUUUCAGAAAUGUUGACACCAGGCAUGAGAAGAUGAAAGACCUACCAGUUGGUAAAGGAAAGAUUAAAAGCCUGAAAGCAAGAGCUGUUUUGAUCGACAUGGAAGAAGGAGUAAUCAACGAAACUCUAAAUGGCCCUCUUAAAGAAAUCUUUGAUUACACACAACUUAUAACUGAUGUGUCUGGUUGUGGAAAUAAUUGGGCUACUGGUCAUUUGAUGUAUGGAAGACAGUAUCAUGACAAAAUGAUGGACACAAUACGCCAUGCUACUGAACUAUGUGAUUCAUUGCAAUGUUUCUUUUUACUUCAUGCCAUGGGAGGAGGAACAGGAUCAGGUAUCGGAACUUAUGUUCUUAGACUACUAGAGGAACAUUAUCCAAAGGUGUACCGUUUUACCACAGCUGUGUAUCCCUCAAAUGAUGAUGACGUUAUUACCUCACCAUAUAACAGUGUUCUUGCAAUGCAUCAACUUACAGAACAUGCUGAUUGUGUAUUACCAAUUGAGAAUCAGGCACUGAUUGACAUUAUCAAUAAAAUCUACAAAGUCAUGCCAUCUGAGAGACCAGGAAAGAAGGUAUUCAACAUAGACAAAACACAAGUAAAAACAGCAAUCACAUCAAAUGUAGAGCGAUGGAAAAGAUCCAAUGAGGAAAAACCAUUUGACCACAUGAACAACAUAGUAGCCAAUCUGCUACUUAACCUGACCAGUUCAGCUAGAUUUGAAGGAUCAUUGAAUGUUGACCUUAAUGAGAUUACAAUGAACCUAGUCCCAUUUCCAAAACUGCAUUAUCUUGUCUCAAGUCUCUCACCAUUGUACUCGCUACUUGAUGUGAGACUUCCAGUGGUUCGAUUUGAUGAAAUGUUCUCAGAUGCCUUCAGUAAAGAACACCAACUCAUUCAAGCCGACCCAAAACACAACCUCUACCUGGCUUGUGCACUAAUAGUUAGAGGGAAGGCUGACAUUUCUGACAUUAGAAGGAAUAUUGAGAAAGUAAGACCUCACUUAAAAUUUAUUCAUUGGAAUGAGGAAGGCUGGAAAACAGGAUUAUGUAACAUACCACCAGUAGGACUGCCUUAUUCUUUACUCACUCUUGCAAAUAACACCUGCAUUACAAACACAUUCCAUAAUCUGAAAUGUCGGUUUGUGAAACUGUAUAGAAGAAAGGCACACAUUCAUCACUAUCAAAAUAUUGAAGGGUUUGAACAAACUCUUUUUGAAGAGAGCUUAGAGUCUUUGAAUUAUUUAAAUGAUGAAUAUCAAACACUUAAUUGUGCCACAAAUCAACCUCUGCAAAGUGCCUCAAGACUCCAUAUUCUUUAGUAAAAGAAUUUGAGAAUUAUAAAAGCAUUAAGCAGAA
Molecule: messenger RNA, 1761 nt
Organism: Xenia sp. Carnegie-2017
Lineage: Eukaryota; Metazoa; Cnidaria; Anthozoa; Malacalcyonacea; Xeniidae
Product: tubulin epsilon chain-like
Exons: 10
Coding region: 276-1724 (482 amino acids)
Biological process (GO): mitotic cell cycle; neuropeptide signaling pathway; microtubule cytoskeleton organization
Cellular component (GO): microtubule; cytoplasm
Molecular function (GO): structural constituent of cytoskeleton; GTP binding
Source: RefSeq, a predicted model, not a curated record